This is a messenger RNA of Diaporthe amygdali, 2670 nucleotides long. RefSeq lists its product as uncharacterized. The transcript has 8 exons. NCBI's taxonomy places the organism in Eukaryota, Fungi, Ascomycota, Sordariomycetes, Diaporthales, Diaporthaceae. The record is from RefSeq and is a predicted model, not a curated record. The coding region runs from base 1 to 2670 and encodes 889 amino acids.
AUGGCAGAGAUCCUGGGUACGGUCGUUGGCGUGGUGUCGCUGGGGUUGCAGGUCGCGUCAGGGAUCAACACCUACGUUGGCGGAAUUCAAGGCCACAAAGAAGAUAUUGAAUUCACGAAUAGACGGUCCAAAUCUAUGGAAACUCUCCUAAACCAGAUCAGUUCACUCCGAGACAGACUUCCAACGUCAGCGAGCGCGCAUGGCGCCGCCUUAGAACAAGCCAUGACACAAGCAAAAUCCGAACUAGACCUUCUACAAGACUACGUCAACCGGAUUUCUGCAGACAGCGGCUCUCGGACAAAUUCUGCAUUAUUAAAGAUGAGAGCACAAACGAAGAAAGUCCUCUACCCGUUCCGCAGGGACCAUGUGGAUCGUCUUAAUAGUCAGCUCGAGGCAGCAAACAAAGCCCUUUCCACAGGAUGCCAACUUGCUGAAUUGGAAAUCUCCAUCAGUAACGAUGGCAUCUUGAGGAAAUUAAACACAUGCCUCACGGACUCUCACACCACAAUGGUCGACAUUGAAAGACAGGUUCGGAAUGACCUGUCGAUGAUGAUCACAACUCAGCACGAUACCGUUAUGAUCAAAAACAAUCUCUCUGAGGUCAAAGCAAUGAUAAUGGCUUUGAUGCCAGUUGAUGCUUCCACUAAUGGCCAAGCUCUAUUCCGAGGACUGAUGUCGAAGCCAGACGCACUGAGAGUGGCCUCUUUUCUCUCCCAACAAAUUGUCAGGCAAAACACUCACCAGGUCGGGUGCCCGUACGCAAACUGGACCGUAAAUGCAGACUACAGCUGGUCUGCGGGGAUAUCAGUCAAAGCCUUCCAAGGGCUACUGUCUGCGGCUGUGGCUGUCACCAUGUCGAGUGCCUUCGGUGCAGGUGGAUUCGGCUUGUCGCCAUUUGUCACUUACUAUCCUUUGCGCGAUACAAGUCCAGCAUUCCGGGUGAUGCAACAACUGGACCUUGCUUUCUUGUUUGAUGAAUGGACAGACGAAGAAUCCAGAUAUCUUAUCGAAAGAGGCAUACAAAGUCUAAAGACUGUUUUCAGCGCCAAGACUUCGUCGCCACUCGACCUCUUCACGGAUGGAAGCACCCUGCUGGAAUUAGCUGUCUCCACAGGUUGGCAUGGGUGGUCUGAGCCUCUGAACGCCUUGCUGAAAUUUCUGGUCGGCGUCGGCGCCCCUAAAGAUAGACCAGAUGCAGACGACAUGGCGAAGGAGCUGGUUGUUGACGACCUCAAACACCGGCGAGACGAGUUGAAAGAACUCGCCCGUGCUCAUCUCAAGCCCGCAGAUAUCGACCGCUUAGAAUUGGGAAGCCCGGAAACCCUCGACGAGCAUAUGGGCGAGGUGUUUCCGUCCGUAUAUCAUUCGCUUUGCCACUCGGAUUCCGUUUCGCUGUUAAACCUGUUCUAUUCCAAAGGGUUUCAUGCUAUUGAUGUAUUCGAUGAGGAUGGUUACACUCCUCUGGCUAAGGCUCUGGGGAACACUGCCAUCAAUUGGCUUAUACAGCAUGGUGCGAGCUUGAAAGUCCAAAUCCCCAAAAGGCCCUUCGGAUACACUACAGCACAUUAUUUCUUUUCGCGGAUUUGGACCUAUACUUUGGAGGACUAUGAUGAGACAUUGGCUGUGUUAGAGUCAAUCGAAAACUUUGAGUUUGACACCCAGGACACGGACACAUGCAGAUGUGCCUGUUCCAGCAAUGGAUGUCACCCUUACACAGCGAUGGUGCGAGAAGUCUUCCAGGCUUGGGGCCCAUCUGAUCUGACAUAUUAUGUGCGACGGAUUUCCAGACAAUUCUCUGCUAUCGAGAAUGUCUUGGACAUUCCACGGGAUACGAAAUCUCUUUGCGUCCGGGCAUGCACGUUUGCUGCACUUGAAUUGCGUCACACCUGUUGCGCAUGGCGUGGGAGUAGAGAAUAUGAAAACAAAGAAAUCGAAGAGAUUUGGGAGGAGGAUUCGACUGAGCUCGAGCUAUUGGAGACUCUGCUGGUGGAGUUUGAAGACAGUCUCGAUCGAAUGGGUUGUUCUUUGACGAACUUCUUCAUUGGAGUUUGGAGUGACAGAAUGAAGGAAGUUCGUACUGAGAGGGAGAGUCAGAAUAUGACGGAAGAUGAGAUUCAAGGGGCCAGGAGCCUGGGAGUCUGGCUUCGGGUAUCAGAGGAAACUGGGAAGGGAAGCAGCCAGGAAACCCAUGAUUUAGCAUACUGGUCCAACGCGGCGAAGAGCUAUCCAAAUCAACCGUGGGAGGUCAGAUGGCCGCGGCCGCGGCUUGUGGUUAUCGAGCGCAUCCAGCCGGGACAGGGUCGGGAGGAUGUUUCAUGCGACGCCGUUUUGAUGUCGAAUUACCAGGGUGUCAUGUAUGAGGAGAGGGGCCUGUUUGCAGGAUUUCUGUGGCAUGCUGGUCAUCGUGGCAGUGUGAUGCUUGCAGCGCUUGCACAGAAUCCUAGGUCUCUGGACAAGAUCUUGUCAGGCAAGGAAAGGGUGAAGGAAGAGAUGUUCCAUCUGGAGCUGAGCCUUGUGGCAGCAAUUGCGCGGCUCAAUCAGAAUGCAGGACGACCACAGCGCGAAGCCACGGACAAAGCCCUCGCAAUGCCUAGACAACAGCCAAGCGCUGAACAAUUGGAUGGCGUAUCAGGAAGCAAGAUACGUCAACACAUCCACUACGAAGGCUGA